Messenger RNA from Scutellospora calospora, 516 nucleotides. Lineage: Eukaryota; Fungi; Glomeromycota; Glomeromycetes; Diversisporales; Gigasporaceae. The record is from the annotation of a GenBank genome assembly.
AUGGAUAAUGAACAAGGUUGGGUACCAAGCAAUUAUUUAGAAGAGGUCAAACCCGCACCCGUACCUACAAGACGGAAUAAACCACCACCACCUACAAUACCUACUCAAAAGCAGCAACCUGAGAGAGCAUCAACAUAUGAAAGAUCUUCAAGUGGUGGCGUGAAAGGAAAGUAUGGAGGUGGCGGUGGUGGAAAUAACGCGCCUGUUGCAGUAUUUCCAGGGAUGAUGCCAGUUAGUCCUGGAAGUGUGCCACCUUGGAAGGCAGCUUUAGAAGCCAAGAAGAAUGCGGCUAAGGCAAAUUCUACUGGAGAAAGUGAGUCAGACCACCCUGCCAAAUCCGUAAGGUCAGGAACAGCUGAUCGUAAACCACCGCCUGCCACGGCCAAAAAACCAUUUAUUCCACCCAAACCGACAACUUCUAGUAAUCGACCUGUUGCACCUCCGAGACCUGGCACUACAGGAUCAAAACUUAAACAAAAGAAUAAAUCUCAAUCUGACGAAGAGGAAGAUUGGUAA